This is a messenger RNA of Cucumis sativus (cucumber), 2121 nucleotides long. RefSeq lists its product as uncharacterized. Gene Ontology annotation, molecular function: protein dimerization activity. NCBI's taxonomy places the organism in Eukaryota, Viridiplantae, Streptophyta, Magnoliopsida, Cucurbitales, Cucurbitaceae. The transcript has 4 exons. The record is from RefSeq and is a predicted model, not a curated record. Bases 33 to 1868 code for a protein of 611 amino acids.
AAACUUCAUUGAAUGCGACAUACAAGAAGGAAAUGAGAGAGCACACCAUCCAAAGAAUUGCUCGAUGGUUUUAUGAUGCAGGAGUGCCUCUGAAUGCCUGCACAUAUGAAAGUUUUGCCCCUAUGAUUGAGUCAAUUGGGCAAUUCGGUCCUGGAUUGAAACCACCAUCUUAUCAUGAGUUAAGAGUUCCAUGUUUGAAGAAGGAAUUAGAAGCAACAAAUGAGUUGAUGAGUAACCAUAAGGUAGAGUGGGCCAAGGUUGGAUGCACUGUUAUGGCUGAUGGAUGGACCGAUAGAAGAAAUAGGACAUUAAUUAACUUUUUAGUUAAUAGUCCUAAAGGCACCAUGUUUAUUGAGUCCAUCGAUGCUUCAUUUUAUGUGAAAGAUGGAAAGAAGAUGUUCGAGUUACUUGAUAAUUUUGUAGACCAAAUUGGAGAAGCGAAUGUUGUACAAGUAGUUACCGAUAGUGCCUCAGCAAAUGUGAUGGCAGGGAGAUUGUUAGAAGCAAAACGACCACAGUUAAUAUGGUCUCCGUGUGCCGCUCAUUGCUUAGAUUUGAUGUUGGAGGAUAUAUACAAGAUCUCGAAUAUUCGCAAAGCAUUGAAAAGAGGCAUAGAGAUUAGCAAUUUCAUAUACGUUCGUCCUGGAUUGUUAAACAUGAUGCGACGUUUUACUAACCAAAAGGAGUUAGUUAGACCAGCUAAGACUCGUUUUGCUACUGCUUGCAUUACAUUAUCGAGUAUACAUCGUCAAAAGAAUAAUCUGAGGAAGAUGUUUACUUCAGAUGAAUGGAAGGAAAGCAAAUGGAGUAAGGAGCAACAAGGGAAACGAGUAGUUCAGACUAUUUUGUUGGCUAGUUUUUGGACUACAAUUGUUUUCGCUCUUAAAGUAUCUGGCCCACUAGUCCGAGUUCUUAGAUUGGUUGAUGGCGAGAAGAAGCCACCUAUGGGAUAUAUUUAUGAGGCCAUGGAUAGAGCUAAGGAAGCUAUUGCUAAAUCCUUUAAUAAUAAUGAAGAAAAAUACAAGGACAUUUUCACCAUAAUUGAUAAAAGAUGGGAGCUUCAGUUGCAUCGUCCUCUGCAUGCAGCGGGGUAUUAUUUAAACCUGUCAUUCUAUUAUUCGAAUCCUAAUAUCCAGGAGGAUGAUGAAAUAGUUAAUGGACUCUACUCAUGCAUAACGAAAAUGGUUGCUUCAUUGGAAGUACAAGACAAAAUACUUGCAGAACUAAGCAAGUAUAAGAGAGCUGAAGCAUUAUUCGGACAACCUUUAGCAAUCAGACAAAGGGACAAAAUAUCUCCAGUGGAAUGGUGGGAUAAUUUUGGACAAUCAACUCCAAACUUGCAAAAGUUUGCUGUGAGAAUUUUAGGUCUUACUUGUAGUGCUUCUGGAUGCGAGCGUAAUUGGAGUGUGUUUGAACAGCUUCAUAGCAAGAAACGAAAUAGGCUUGCUCAAAGUCGUUUGAAUGAUCUAGUGUUCAUCAAAUACAACAGAGCACUAAAACGUCGAUACAACCUACGAGAUAUUGUCGACCCCAUCUCCUUGAAAGAUAUUGAUGAUAGUAAUGAAUGGUUGAUUGGAAGAUUGGAUGACGAUUCUGAGGAGGAUGAUGAGUUGGUAUUUAACGAUGAUUCUUUAACGUGGGGUGAUGUUUCUAGAGCUGUCGGAGCAAAAGAACCAUCAUUCUAUUCUAGAGCUAGUACCUCUAGACCAAAGACUAUUGUUUCAUGUUCAUCCUCGUCUACCACGCAACGGAAACAAGUAAAUUUAGAUGACUUCGAUUUGGAAGAAGAAGAUACUGAUGGCUAUAAGUCUAACGAAGGAUUGAAUGAAGACGAGGAUCAAUUUAAUGAUGAUGAGUUUGAUCUUUAGGGAUGAACUUUUAUUUUGAUUAUUGACUUGUUGAAUACUAGGUAGUUUUUUGUUGUGUUUUGUUGUUUAGGCUACUUAUAUUGGGUACCUAUAUUUUAUACAUUGUUGCUCUGCUAUAUGUGUGUAUAUAUAUAUGUUCUUCUCUUUUUAUAUAUAGUGUGCCUUAUGAAAAAAAAGCUCGCACUUUUUUUUGUGCCUUGCGCCUAGGCUCCAGAGGACCAAUGCGCCUUAGUGCGCCUUGAGCCUUUAAAAA